Messenger RNA from Manis javanica (Malayan pangolin), 1884 nucleotides. Lineage: Eukaryota; Metazoa; Chordata; Mammalia; Pholidota; Manidae. The record is from RefSeq and is a predicted model, not a curated record.
UGAAGAAGCUAACCAUUUCACUGUCUCAUUUUUUUUUUCCUUCCAGAAUGGGUUCCGGGUGGGCUCCUUGGGUGUUGAUUCUGUUAGUGGAUCUAAUCAGGCUGGGUUCCUCCAUGGGCCGAGGCAGAGUCUCUCCAGAAGAUUUUGUGAUUCAGGCAAAGGCUGACUGUUACUUCACCAAUGGGACUGAAAAGGUGCAGUUUGUGGUGCAAUUCAUUUUUAACUUGGAGGAGUAUGCACGUUUUGACAGCAGUGUGGGAAUGUUUGUGGCAUUGACGGAGCUGGGGAAGCCUGAUGCCGAGUUGUGGAACAACCAGUCAGAUAUAUUGGAGAGGAGCAGAGCUUCUGUGGAUGCCCUCUGCAGGCAUAACUACCAGCUGGGUGCCCCCUUCACUGUGGGGAGAAAAGUACAACCAGAGGUGACUGUGUAUCCCAAGACGACCCCAUCCCUGCAGCACCGCAAGCUGCUGCUCUGCUCUGCAAUGGGUUUCUAUCCAGGAGACGUCACCAUCAGGUGGCUCCGGAAUGGGCAGGAGGAGAGCCCUGGAGUCAUGUCCCCUGGCCUUGUCAGGAAUGGAGACUGGACCUUUCAGACAGUGGUGAUGCUGGAAAUGACGCUUGAACUCCGAGAUGUCUACACCUGUGUUGUUGACCAUCCCAGCCUGCUGAGCCCUAUUUCUGUGGAGUGGAGAGCUCAGUCUGAACGUUCUUGGGAAAAGAUGCUAAGUGGAGCUGCAGCCUUCCUGCUUGGGCUGAUCUUCCUUCGGGUGGGACUCGUCCUCUGUGCCAGGGCUCAGACAGGUAACGAGCCUCUCAGGAGCACACUGCCGCCUGUCCAUGGCUUCCCCCACUUUCCACUUUUCCUAAUGUCAAAGACGUGAGGCGGAAGGUUCACUGUACUUCUCAGGGAUCACUGAAAUAGUUUUUCUGAAGCUAGAAACAUUCCGGGGGUCAGAGGAGAUGGAGCUCCGAUCAUGCAGGUCAUCUCCCACCCCUCAGGAUACUCACAACAUUUGGUCCCAACUGGGGCAUUCUACUUCUUGCCUCUCUUUCAUUCCAGGAUAUGUGGAGACUCAGUUGUCUAGGGACAAGGUAAUGUCUUCUUCCUUGUCUUUGAGGGGCAGACCAUUCUCCCAGUCCUUCAGACAGAGGAAGACGUCUUGGGGGUGACUGGCUGGGUGUCACUGCCUGCUGCCUGAGGGUCCCUCCCAAGACUUUGACCACUGUCCAGCAGGUUAUGAGAGCAGGUCCCCCACUGCUGCCAUGCUAAGGUCCUAACUGAAGCUUCUUCUCCUGGAACUUGAAUUACCACCUGGGUCCUAGGCUAGGUAAAGGACAUUCUGAGGUCAGUUCCAGAGUGACUUUGCCAUGAGGCCUUGGAGGAGUUCUGAGUUUCCUAGAGUUUUGUGUCCUGCGAUCAUGCAUUGCUCACCCUUCCACCCUCCUUCUUCCUACUCAUAUAGGUCAUAGUCCCCACAUCCAAGGACAUUGUGCAGAAAUUCCCCUAAGCCAGAACUCCUUCCUGUCCCAAGCGGUGUACUUUCUAUGGUCCAGCCCCAACCUGUAAACCAUUAUCCACGUGUCUUUCUCUUGACCAACUGCAAUCUCCACCGUCUUCAGAAGACAAAUGCUCAGAGGGUCACUGUUUUCUUUUCACUGUUUUUUAGAACCUUUUUUACUGUAAGAUAAAAUGGGGAUACAAAUAACCACAAAAAAUGUUUAAUUUAAUGAAUUAUUUAAGGCAAACCCUUUGUAAUCACCACUCGGCUCAAGAACCAGAGCUCUGCCAGCCACCGCAGAAGCCUCCAUGGGCCUCAGGACACAUUUUACUGGGAUAUAUCUUGGUGUUAGUUCUGCGGGUUGAGUUUCUCAAAUAAACUAUGU